Hirsutella rhossiliensis is the source of this 1134-nucleotide messenger RNA. RefSeq lists its product as uncharacterized. The record is from RefSeq and is a predicted model, not a curated record. Lineage: Eukaryota; Fungi; Ascomycota; Sordariomycetes; Hypocreales; Ophiocordycipitaceae. Bases 1 to 1134 code for a protein of 377 amino acids. The transcript has a single exon.
AUGGCCGCCUUUGACCUCUUUCCGAACCUCCCGUGCGAGCUGCGGCUCGAAAUCUGGAAGUUUGCCAUUCGUCCCGCCGGCCGCGGCGUCCACCGCUUCUCCAUCUUCAACCACCACACAGACAAGACCGACGUAUCGAGGAGGCUAGCCAUCACCAACACCAAUCAGAAGCAAGCCGUCCGCCACGCAGCCGCCGCGCCGCGCGUCCCCGGCGCAGGCGACGACCAUGGUUACUCGUGGACCGAGGGCAACGACUCGGCCUACCUCUGGGAUGCCGGGCUCUGGACCGCCUGCAGGGAGGCGCGCGAGGUCAUGAUGUGGCACUUUCGCGUGCAGUACUGGGACGACGCCAGACGGACCCUGGUUCGCAGCCCGGGGCACUGGACUCCGGCCGCCGUGGCCGAGGAAUUCGAGGACAUUACCGCCAUGGCCACGGCGCGGCACGGCGGCCGCGAGUGGCAUCUGAUGAUGCAGCCGCACAAGGAUCUCUUCUGGCUCGAGCCCCGCGACUGGAAGGCGACGGUCGAAUGGCAGACGCUGUUCCUCGACCUCCCCUUUGCCUCGUUUCGCCGAGGCUACGGCCACCUGAGUCACAUUGCCGUCGAGCACGACCCGAGCUGGAAUGUCGACCUGCCCAAGGACCUCGGCGCCCUGCUGCAGGAAUCGACGCCGCGCGGCUUUAUUGCCCGGGCCAUGGCCGAGUGCGCGACCAACAAGCUGUACUGUUUCAUCUGGCUCGUUGAUCGCGCCCUUGUCCGGGCAGAUCCCGCAGACGCCGUGUCCGAGGACAUGGAGCAUGGCAGUCACGCUGAGGAGCAGGAGGAGGAGGAGGCGGCGGAGGAGGAGAGUGGGAACGAGGGAGAGGAAGACGCCGAAGAAGCCGAUCAGGAACCCUCUUCAGAUUUGAUGACCUUUUAUGACUGCAACCGCGUCUACAUGGACACGGACAGAUCCGACCUCGUCCCCGACAAGUACGACUCUGAUGCAGAAUACGAAAAGACGGCCUUGCACUUUGUCCAGCUGCUCGGGACCAUUGGCAACGCCGACUACUCCCUCAUGGGCGACGAAGACGGCACCGCCGAAGACUUUGACUUCAGAGUCGACGAGUAUCUCGGCGUUUUGGCCUGCAUGUAG